AUGUUUAAGAAAGAGCACCACCUCAAGUUCUGUUACCUCAAGUUCUGUUACCUCAAGUUCUGUUACCUCAAGUUCUGUUACCUCAAGUUCUGUUACCUCAAGUUCUGUUACCUCAAGUUCUGUUACCUCAAGUACUGCUACCUCAAGUUCUGUUACCUCAAGUUCUGUUACCUCAAGUUCUGUUACCUCAAGUUCUGUUACCUCAAGUACUGCUACCUCAAGUACUGCUACCUCAAGUACUGCUACCUCAAGUACUGCUACCUCAAGUUUUGUUACCUCAAGUUCUGUUACCUCAAGUUCUGUUACCUCAAGUUCUGUUACCUCAACUACUGUUACCUCAACUACUGUUACCUCAACUACUGUUACCUCAACUACUGUUACCUCAAGUGCUGUUACCUCAAGUGCUGUUACCUCAAGUGCUGUUACCUCAAGUGCUGUUACCUGAAGUACUGUUACCUGAAGUACUGUUACCUCAAGAUCUGCUACCUCAAGUUUUGUUACCUCAAGUUCUGCUACCUCAAGUUUUGUUAUCUAAAGUACUUCUACCAGAAUGUAGCCAAGUGUCCCAACUAG
Salvelinus fontinalis (brook trout) is the source of this 573-nucleotide messenger RNA. Its product is annotated as keratin-associated protein 4-4-like. The record is from RefSeq and is a predicted model, not a curated record. Lineage: Eukaryota; Metazoa; Chordata; Actinopteri; Salmoniformes; Salmonidae. The transcript has a single exon. The coding region runs from base 1 to 573 and encodes 190 amino acids.